Messenger RNA from Aspergillus ochraceoroseus IBT 24754, 1074 nucleotides. RefSeq lists its product as uncharacterized. The record is from RefSeq and is a predicted model, not a curated record. The transcript has 2 exons. NCBI's taxonomy places the organism in Eukaryota, Fungi, Ascomycota, Eurotiomycetes, Eurotiales, Aspergillaceae. Bases 1 to 1074 code for a protein of 357 amino acids.
AUGACUUCUCCAGGUGCUGAAAGCGUUCUCCCCUACCGGUCAAAUUGUGAUACGAUCCAUGAGGAUCGUCAACUACAAUGUGUCUCAGGAUAUAUUGAUAGGAUCAGUUUCGAUUCCUGGGCCGACACGAAAGUCACGACACCGUCAUCUUGUCCAUCGCCCUCACUAUUGUCAGACAUGGAUGCAUCGGUACACUCCACAGAGCCCUCUGCGAAAUCCAAGAAUCUUAGUUACUUGGAUGGUGCGGCGUACAAAAGUGCACUUUUUUCUAGAAACGUGGAUAUUGGUCCUUUGACCCCUGCACCAUACAAUGAACCCCGCUUUCUGCACAAAACAGCCACCAGAGUAUCCAUUCCCAAGAAACUCGAAUCCUCUCUAAAUCAUGCGGUGGCGAUCAGGAAUUCUGCUCCCAAUGAAGCGACGUACCAUCUCGUCAUUCCCCUUUUCAUAACUGAAUGGCUAGUCGGAAUGCCGCAGUUGAGAUUUGGCCUAUCUAUCCAGUGGAAAACUGAACCACUUGAGAGUCGGGGGCAGGAAACACGAUCACUGAGUAUGCCUAAACCGGAUAUUACGAUUGGGUUCAACUGGCGAUCGCUGAUCGAAGACCAUUGUUACAGUCCACAGUUCAUAGGGCCUCAGUACGUGUUCCCUAUUUCUGGUGAUUUCGAAACCGCAUUGCCGUUCUUUUCUCUCGAGGUGAAAUUGGAUGGCACAGAGCAGCAGGCACGUAUGCAGAAUCUCCACGCCGCCGCUCUAAUGCUCAGGAAUUUGCGUCUAUUCUUCCAAAAUGCCCACGGAAGCACGGACGAAUUCGACACCAAGGUACGCGUACUUACGGCCACCAUGACCCGCGACCAGGUAGAUGUCUAUGGACAUUGGACGCAUUGUAGCUCGACAGACUCGGCGAUCUGGUAUGAACACUUCCUAAUGUACUCCUGGAGCCUCUUAGGGGGCAAAGAAGAGUUCUAUAGAGUACGGAAAGGUUUGGAGGCGUUUUGUAGCUGGAUCGCAGAAGAAAACCAUGCAUGGAUUGUCUCUAGCCUAGGGAAGAUGGGCAUUGCUUCUUCUAUGUAA